UUGUCACUCUUGAAUUUUCUGUCACAACAAUGCAACACAUUGCAAUGUGUAGUGAGUUGAGACAUACAUAACAAUGCCGCAGAAGAACACAGUCACAAAAUAAACAGACUAACAUAUCACAGAAGGCAAGCGCCGCCACUCGCCACCCUCCACCACCGCAGCUACAACCUACAAGCCCCCGCAUGGCAUCAUUGACCGCCACCCAUCUUCGCCUAACCCCAGAUUACAUCGACACAGAAGUUCAAUCAAGAUAUCACAGAGAGCAUACCAAGCUUCACGGAUAGUCAUGGAGGUUUGAGGCUUUGUUUGCACGUUUGUAACCAGAAGGUACCAACCAAAAUGAGGAAUCUGAACAAGGUACCAACCAAAACUCUCUUGUUCUUCUUCUCAUCCACUACAACCUCCCACCUUCCUCACUCUUCCAACACCUUCCGUUUCAUUCCCACUUUCCAUCGACCCACCAGAAGCUUCUCCUCUCAUGUCCAUAACCGUUCAAUUCUGAUCCCUCCCGCGAAGACCCAUCUCUAUGCUUCAUUCUUCUGCACCCUCAUCCGCCUCUACUUGUCAUGUGGCAGGUUCGCCAUUGCCUCUGCUGCUUUCCUUCAUAUGAGGGGUCUCAGUCUUGUUCCUUCAUUGCCUUUGUGGAAUAGCCUCUUGCAUGAGUUCAAUGCCUCUGGUUUCGUGUCUCAGGUGAAAUUUCUCUACUCUGAGAUGGUUGAUUGUGGGGUUGUGCCUGAUGUUUUGAGUGUCAAUAUAUUGGUUCAUUCUUUAUGCAAACUGGGGGACUUGGAUUUGGCUUUAGGGUAUCUUAGGAACAAUGAUGUUGAUACUGUUAGCUAUAAUACUGUUAUUUGGGGAUUUUGUGAGCAAGGGUUGGCUGAUCAGGGUUUUGGUUUGUUGUCUGAAAUGGUUAAAAAGGGUAUUUGUGUUGAUUCAAUCACUUGCAAUGUACUAGUUAAGGGGUAUUGCCGAAUCGGAUUGGUUCAAUAUGCGGAGUGGGUCAUGCACAACUUGUUUGAUGGGGGCAUUGCACGAGAUGUUAUAGGUCUGAACACCUUGAUUGAUGGGUAUUGUGAAGCGGGGUUGAUGAGUCAAGCACUAGCUUUGAUGGAGAACAGUUGGAAGACUGGUGUCAAGCCGGAUAUUGUUAGUUAUAAUUCUUUGCUCAAAGGUUUUUGUAAAGCGGGUGAUCUUGUAAGGGCAGAGUCUCUUUUCGAUGAGAUUUUGGGCUUUCAGAGGGACGGAGAAUCUGGUCAGUUAAAAAACAAUGCUGUUGAUACCCGGGAUGAAUUAAGAAAUAUACGGCCAACACUUGCUACGUACACAACAUUGAUUUCUGCGUACGGUAAGCAUUGUGGUAUUGAAGAAUCCCGUUCUCUGUAUGAACAAAUGGUUAUGAGUGGAAUCAUGCCGGAUGUUGUUGCUUGUAAUUCUAUUCUUUAUGGACUUUGCAGGCAUGGAAAAUUAGCCGAGGCAGCAGUGUUGCUAAGAGAGAUGUCUGAAAUGGGUUUUGAUCCUAAUCACGUGUCGUACUCCACAAUUAUUAAUUCAUUGUUCAAAUCAGGGAGGGUACUGGAAGCUUUUAAUCUUCAAAGCCAAAUGGUUGUUCGGGGUAUUUCUUUUGAUCUUGUUAUGUGCACAACUAUGAUGGAUGGACUUUUCAAAGUUGGGAAGUCUAAAGAGGCUGAGGAAAUGUUCCAAAAUAUUCUAAAGCUCAAUCUUGUCCCAAACUGCGUCACGUAUUCAGCAUUGCUUGAUGGGUAUUGUAAGUUAGGAGACAUGGAACUUGCGGAGUCAGUGUUGCAACAAAUGGAGGAGGAACAUAUUCUUCCAAAUGUGAUUACUUUUACUUCUAUUAUAAAUGGGUAUUCCAAAAAAGGAAUGCUUAGUAGAGCAGUUGACAUGUUAAGGCAGAUGAACCAAAGGAAUAUUACACCAAAUAGUUUUGUUUAUGCAAUUUUAAUAGAUGGCUAUUUUAGGGCAGGUGAACAAGAAACUGCUGGUGAUUUCUAUAAAGAAAUGGAAUCACAUGGAUUGGAGGAAAACAACAUCACAUUUGAUGUCUUACUAAACAACUUGAAAAGAGUUGGAAGGAUGGAGGAAGCUCGGUCAUUAAUUAAAGAUAUGCACUCUAAGGGUAUUGAGCCAGAUGUUGUUAACUACUCUUCUCUAAUAGAUGGCUACUUUAAUGAAGGAAAUGAGUCAGCAGCCCUUUCAAUAGUCCAGGAAAUGACAGAGAAAAACACAAAGUUUGAUGUUGUUGCUUACAAUGCUUUGAUUAAGGGGUUUUUGAGGCUGGGGAAAUAUGAACCACAAUCUGUGUUUUCAAGAAUGGUAGAGUGGGGUUUGACUCCAGAUUGCGUUACAUAUAACACUAUGAUUAACACAUACUGCAUAAAAGGUAACACCGAAAAUGCUCUGGAUCUCUUGAAUGAGAUGAAGAACUAUGGGAUAAUGCCAAAUGCGGUCACUUAUAACAUCCUGAUUGGCAGGCUUUGUAAAACUGGUGCAAUUGAAAAAGCGAUGGAUGUUUUGCAUGAAAUGCUGGUUAUGGGGUUUGUACCUACACCAAUUACUCACAAGUUUCUGCUUAAGGCUUCUUCUAAGAGUAGGAGGGCAGAUGUAAUUUUGCAAAUUCACAAGAAGCUUGUAGCUAUGGGCCUCAAACUUGACCAGACUGUGUAUAACACUCUAAUCACUGUAUUGUGCAGGUUAGGAAUGACUAGAAGAGCAAAUGCAGUGCUCGCUGAAAUGGUGGCAAAAGGAAUUUUAGCUGACAUUGUUACUUAUAAUGCCCUGAUUCGUGGUUAUUGUACAGGCAGUCAUGUGCAGAAGGCAUUUAAUACUUAUUCACAGAUGCUGGAUGAUGGAAUAUCUCCAAAUGUUACUACUUACAAUACCCUUUUAGGUGGUUUUUCAACUGCUGGUUUGAUGAGAGAGGCAGAUAAAUUAGUUAGUGAGAUGAAAGAAAGAGGACUUACCCCGAAUGCCACCACUUAUAAUAUAUUGGUUUCUGGCCAUGGUAGAGUUGGAAAUAAACAGGAUUCUAUAAAACUUUAUUGUGAUAUGAUAAGAAAAGGUUUUGUACCCACUACAGGAACCUAUAAUGUGCUUAUCAAUGAUUAUGCUAAAGCAGGAAAGAUGCGCCAAGCUAGAGAACUUUUGAAUGAGAUGCUGACAAGAGGAAGAAUUCCUAAUUCUUCAACAUAUGACAUUCUAGUCUGUGGAUGGUGCAAAUUAUCCCAUCAGCCAGAGAUGGAUUGGGCACUUAAACGGUCAUAUCAGACUGAGGCAAAAAAUUUGCUUAGAGAAAUGUAUGAAAAAGGAUAUGUGCCAUCUGAAAGUACCCUCGUGUAUAUCAGUUCAAGUUUUUCCAUUCCAGGAAAAAAGGAUGAUGCUAAAAGGUGGUUGAAGAUAUUUACCCAAAAGAAUCCAUGACAAGUGGUCCGGUUAUAGGUUAUGAGAUGGUGUGAAACUGCAGCUACAACCAAUUCUCAAGCGCAGGUAAAAACGUCACCCAAGAAAUAUUGCCCCAGACCCAACAUUGCCAUCAUCAGGCCAAAUGAAACAUGUGAUUUUACAGUUACUAUGCAAGCUCAGCACACGGCACCACCUGAUAUGAAGCGUAAGAUAAAUUUCUCAUUCAAAGCACAGUUGUCCCCUUUGGUGCAAAAGAAGAUGACCUUACAUUCACAUCUGAUAUGUUUUCUAAAGAUAAUGGAAAAAUUGAUGAGAAGACACUAAAGGUAGUCCUUAUCAGCCCACCAUCUUCUCCAAUUUUGCUCGCAGUAAAUGGGGAUGUGAAGCUGGACCCCUCCAAUGAAAUUAAUGUGCAAAAAGAUAGGGCGCCGGGUGGAGUUGAAAAUAUACCUCCCCUCUUAGGGCUGGGGCAACCAUCAUGAAAUUGAAUGAGUAGAAGGCGAGAAGCGCGUGAGUAAUAAAGAAAAAUAUUUUCUUAAGAAAGAAUUGGAGGUGUUGAAGAAAAAAAUCAUCAAGACAAAAGGACUUCAGGCUGGCUUUCUAAUACUGUUUGUUUGGAUGGUUGCUCUCGUCAGUGUGGCGGUCGGAUACUAUGUUCAUCCAUAAGGGAGAAGAAAACUUGGUGUAUAGGAUAGCAGGCUUUCUGAAACCAAUGAUUUGUCGGUAUUGAAUAGAUAGAGGAUGGUUCAUUGUUUAUUAGGAUGGUUUUUGGUUUUACUCCAUAGGUAUUAAUAUAUAUGUGAUAUGGGAAGCUUAGUGAAAUGCAUGUAAAGUGAACUACGUCUGUCAAUAGAAACAAGCAGUCUUGUGAAUUCUGAUAUAUGUUGAGCCAAAAUCAUUGUCCUGUUCA
Lotus japonicus is the source of this 4330-nucleotide messenger RNA. Its product is annotated as pentatricopeptide repeat-containing protein At5g14770, mitochondrial. The transcript has 6 exons. Lineage: Eukaryota; Viridiplantae; Streptophyta; Magnoliopsida; Fabales; Fabaceae. The record is from RefSeq and is a predicted model, not a curated record. Gene Ontology annotation, molecular function: protein binding. The coding region runs from base 340 to 3438 and encodes 1032 amino acids.